This is a messenger RNA of Hevea brasiliensis (rubber tree), 354 nucleotides long. RefSeq lists its product as uncharacterized. The coding region runs from base 1 to 354 and encodes 117 amino acids. The transcript has 2 exons. Lineage: Eukaryota; Viridiplantae; Streptophyta; Magnoliopsida; Malpighiales; Euphorbiaceae. The record is from RefSeq and is a predicted model, not a curated record.
AUGAAUAUUGACAAAGCCCUCUAUGAUCUAGGUGCAAGUGUGAGUCUGAUGCCUUUGUCAAUAUGUAAGAAACUUGAUGUGGGGGUGGGAAAAUUCUUUAUCCCAGUUGAUUUUGUUGUAUUGGAAAUGGAGGAGGACAUCCAGAUCCCCAUAAUAUUGGGAAGACCUUUUCUAGCAACUACUAAAGCUGUUAUAGACAUCAAGAAUGGGCUGUUAACUCUCAAGGUAAGAGAGGAAGAAGUGGAGUUCAACCUGUUCAAUGCAAUGAAGCACAAGAUUGAACCUGAUGAAUGCUUCAAGGUCGAUGUGAUUGAUAAGCAAGUUGAAGAGGAAUUCAUUAAAGCACACCCUUAA